UUAAGUAAAAUAUUUCCGCAAGCUAAACAGCGAAGCAGUCUAUCUAAAUAACUAAUCCAUCUAGCGCAACAACUUCUUUCAGUAUCAUGUAUUUUCCUUUAUCUAGUGUUUUUGGCGUUUAAAAUUGUAAAUUCUAAUUAGUGAAAAUAUAAAUAAGCGAAACACAAACGUUAUUUAUUAACCUCUUUUGCGUUUUCUAAGCUGGUCCAAAAUGAUUUUUAAUAUAAAAAUUUAGAAAGUUAAACCAAAAGUUUUAAAAAUCAAAAUGAAUUCUUUAGUCGAAUUACAGGAUUAUUUAAAAUGUAAAGAUAAUUCUGUAAAGUUUUUAAAUCAUUCUGAGGUUCCUAUAGUCUGUCAAAGUGAGCCAUGUAUGUUGGGAGUAGAUGAAGCUGGUCGUGGACCAGUAUUAGGACCAAUGGUGUAUGGAAUAGCUUAUUGCCCAAUAAACCAAUCUAAAGUUUUAAAGUCCCUUGGAUGUGCAGAUUCUAAGGUUUUGACAGAAGAAAAACGGGAUGAGAUCCUCGUAAAUAUGUUAACUAAAGAUGAAGCAGUUCAGAACAUUGGCUGGGCAGCAGAAAUAAUAUCUCCUAAUUAUAUUUCAAAUUCAAUGUAUAGAAGAGCUAAACAUUCUUUAAAUGAGGUGUCAAUGAAUUCAGCUAUAGAUCUUAUAAAAAAGGUAAUUGAACAAGGUGCAAAUAUUCAAGAGGUCUAUGUGGAUACUGUAGGUCCACCUGAGAAGUAUCAAGCUAAGCUGUCCGAUAUCUUUCCAGGAAUUAAAAUUACUGUAGCCAAAAAGGCUGAUUCCAUAUAUCCGAUUGUAUCAGCAGCUAGUAUAGUGGCAAAAGUGACAAGAGACCAUGCAUUAAAAGUAUGGCAGUUUCGUGAAGGACUUGACUUAGAUUAUACACAGUUUGGCAGCGGAUAUCCUGGAGAUCCCCUAACAAAAAAGUUCAUACGAGAUCAAAUUGAUCCUGUAUUUGGAUAUCCAUUGUUAGUCAGAUUUAGCUGGUCGACAGCAGAAUUGAUGUUACAAGAAAAAGCUAUAACCUGCACUUUUGAAGAAAUAGACGAUCCAACAAAAAAAUCGCCUAAGUGUAAAGCAAUAAACACAUUUUUCGCCCCAAAGUUAGAAGGAGUUAAGAAAAGAAAAAAACACAAAUUUUUCGAUGAACGAUAUUUGACUAUAGGUAAUGCGUUUGAAUAAAUGUGAAAAAUACAGGAUUUUACCGAAUUUAGCUUUGCCUUGUUAAAAAUUUAAUUAUGCGUAAUAAGAAUAUUAUUUUCAUAUGAAUGCAUGUUGAAAUAUUGUGAAAAUAAAUAAAUAUGAAAUCUUU
Molecule: messenger RNA, 1334 nt
Organism: Pieris napi
Lineage: Eukaryota; Metazoa; Arthropoda; Insecta; Lepidoptera; Pieridae
Product: ribonuclease H2 subunit A
Exons: 5
Coding region: 266-1204 (312 amino acids)
Biological process (GO): DNA replication, removal of RNA primer; mismatch repair
Cellular component (GO): ribonuclease H2 complex
Molecular function (GO): RNA-DNA hybrid ribonuclease activity; RNA binding
Source: RefSeq, a predicted model, not a curated record